Molecule: messenger RNA, 1799 nt
Organism: Microdochium trichocladiopsis
Lineage: Eukaryota; Fungi; Ascomycota; Sordariomycetes; Xylariales; Microdochiaceae
Exons: 9
Coding region: 31-1740 (569 amino acids)
Biological process (GO): lactate catabolic process
Cellular component (GO): mitochondrion
Molecular function (GO): D-lactate dehydrogenase (cytochrome) activity; FAD binding; D-lactate dehydrogenase (NAD+) activity
Source: RefSeq, a predicted model, not a curated record
ACCGCAAACGCCAUAUUCACGUCUGAAGCAAUGUUCACCAGUCCACUGAGGCGAACGAUCCCCCUCAAACGGAUCUCUGGGCGACAGAGCGGUUAUCUCGCCGUGCGUCGUGACCCGAGAGGCAGCAGGUGCUUCUUGGCUCAAGAUUACCACAACAACAGAUCCCCAGGCGGCCGCGGCACCGACAGCUCGCCACAAUCUUCUGUCGUCCGCAGUAGUGUUCAGUGGUCUGCAAGCUCCCCUUUCGCUUUCUUGGGCCUUGCCAUAGGAGUAGUUGGUGGGUGGCUUCUCAACCAGCAAGAUGUCGUCAAGGAUCUUGAUCAGCAACCAUACGCCACCGUCGGGGAGAUGGAGCGGGCAGUGGGCGAGAUUGAGCAGCAGCUUGGUCCAGAUAGUGUCUCUACAGACAGUGAGAUCCUGAGAGCACACGGCUAUUCCGAGUGGUCCACCGUCAACAUCGACAGACUGCCAGUGGCCGUUGUAUUUCCCAAUUCGACGGAAGAUGUGUCUUCCAUAGCCAAGAUUUGCCACAAGUACAAUGUUCCAAUCAUACCUUACUCUGGAGGUUCCAGUGUUGAGGGCAAUUUUUCUGCGCCUUUUGGUGGCAUCAGCGUCGAUUUCUGCAACAUGGCUAGCAUUGUCAAGUUCAGACCUGAAGACAUGGAUAUUACUGUUCAACCAGGCAUGUCCUGGGUGCAGAUGAACAACAUAAUCAGCUCGAGCGGCCUGUUCUUCCCAAUAGACCCUGGCCCAUCUGCUCAAUUGGGCGGUAUGAUUGGUACCAACUGCAGCGGCACGAACGCCAUUCGGUACGGAACCAUGAAAGACUGGGUCGUCAACCUCACCGUCGUUCUCAGCGAUGGUACUAUUGUCAAGACGCGGCGGCGACCAAGGAAAUCUUCGGCUGGCUACAAUCUCAAUUCCAUUAUUGUCGGCUCCGAAGGCACGCUCGGUCUAGUCACUGAGGCGACGCUCAAGCUGGCCCCUAUCCCCACUCACACUGGCGUUGCCGUCAUCUCGUUCCCCACCAUCAAGACAGCCGCGAGUAUGGCUAUCGACGUGGUGCGGCGUGGCAUCACCGUCGGGUGUAUUGAGAUUCUCGACGACGUGCAAAUGCGGGUUAUCAACCAGAUUGGCGCGACCGGGCGAACGUGGCGCGAAGAGCCAACAUUGUUCCUCAAGUUCACCGGCGACGAAGAACUGGUCAACCACAGCAUCAGGGCGGUGCAGGAGGUGGCAAAGGCGCACGGCAACCCGGCCAUGGAGUUUGAAAACGACGCAGAAAAGCAGAAAGUGCUGUGGUCGGCAAGAAAGGAGGCCUUGUGGAGCAUGCUCGCGCUGAGAAAGAGCGGCAGUGAGGUGUGGACGACGGAUGUGGCCGUGCCAUUGUCCCGCGUCGCAGAUCUCAUUGAAUUGUCCAAGCAGGAUCUAGACAGCCUCGACCUAUUUGGCAGCAUAAUCGGGCACGUGGGUGAUGGCAACUUCCACGAGACGAUUUUGUUCGACGGCGCGAAGGAGCGCAGCCGCGUCGAGCAGAGCGUGCACCGGAUGGUUGACCGAGCCUUGGAAAUGGAAGGCACAUGCACGGGUGAACACGGUAUCGGUCUGGGCAAGAUUGAUUCUUUACAGGAUGAGCUCGGCGAAGGGCCUCUGGCCAUGAUGAGGGCGAUCAAGACCAGCCUUGAUCCCAAGUGGUUGAUGAACCCUGGCAAAAUCUUUCACAGACAAGCAACAAAGUAGUCCGCAAGGUUUGGGCAUGGAGGACAAUGAGGUGAUUAAAACAAUUCAUACAAGGGGAU